GCAGCAGUAGGGCAAAAAAGCAGAGGUCCGCGCUCGUCAAGCUCAAGCUUCAAGUGGGCGUUUAGAGCCAAUUUGAAUCUGGUGGACCCAAAUCAGGCAAGGGCGCCCCGACGCGUAGUCACGUGGUUGGUAGCACUGACCGUCCCUCGUGUCACUGUCAUACUCGGUUUUCUUGCAUUCCUGUGCCAUGAACGACGAUUCCGGGGACGAAUACCCUGAUGCGCCGCUGGACGGAGGAAACUUUGGGAGCCUACCGACUAGUACGACUAUACAGGCCUUGAAGAAUACGGUGCUGAAGUCUCAUGGUCGACCACCAUGGUACGGUGAAGACGGUCAGCCAAUAUCGGACGCGUUUCUCAUUGGAAUAGCUGGCGGGUCUGCGAGCGGAAAGACCCACGUAGCGCGCCAGAUCGUCCAGUCACUCGGAUCGAUACCCACUGUAGUGAUCUUGUCUCAGGAUAGCUUCUACAAACGGCACACUCCCGAAGAGGUCGCCCUUGCUAUGGAUAACAAAUACGACUUUGAUCAUCCGAGCGCUCUAGACAUGCCCAUGUUUGCACAGUGCCUUAUGGACCUUAAGAAGUGUCGACAGACAAAUGUGCCCGUCUAUUCAUUCACGGAACAUCAACGAUUGGAUGAGACACAAUAUUUGUACGGCGCUGCUAUUGUAAUUGCCGAGGGGAUCAUGGCCCUGCAGGACCCGGCACUGCGAGCCCUUUACGAUCUCAAGAUAUUUGUUCAAUGCGAUUCUGAUCUCAUGCUCGCUCGUCGGAUCCGACGUGAUGUCAAAGAGCGCGGCAGGAGUGUCGAUGGCAUUCUGGACCAGUAUCUCCGUUACGUGAAGCCCGCAUAUGAUAAUUUCGUCUUCCCCACGUCUCGCUAUGCUGACAUUAUUGUACCCGGCUCUGACAACCAUGUCGCUAUUGAGUUGAUCUCGACGCACAUACGGAGGCAGUUGCACGAGCGUGCGAGACGUUUCCGGCCGAAGAUGGUGUCUAGGCGGCCCACCGGCCUAUCCCCGCCCUCGACAGUCAUGAGUAAUGUGUCGGACCGGCAUCCAAAUCUGAUUCUAUUGCCGCAGACACCCCAGCUUCAAGGGAUAUACACUAUUCUGCGGGAUGAGACGACGUCGAAGCAGGACUUCAUUUUCUUCGUAGAUAGGUUAGCAACAUUGCUGAUUGAAGCCGCCGUCGAGCUACUGCCUUUCCGGCCCAAGUCGGUGGAGACGCCGUGUGGAGUAGAGACGCCUGGUAAAGAGCUUGAUGCUGGUAACGUCUGUGGUGUUACCAUUCUACGGUCAGGCGGCCCGCUUGAACGCGGUCUUCAGCGCGUCAUCAACGAUGCCCUUCUUGGAUCUCUGCUCGUGCAAACGGACUCCGCGACUGCAGAGCCGUUGCUGCUGCACGUUAUGCUCCCGGUAUGCAUCAGAGAUAGGGCGCAAGCAAAAGACACUUGGGCAUUUCUGCUAGAUGCUCAAAUCGGUACAGCAGCAUCAGCCUUUAUGGCUAUCCGUGUCCUUCUGGAUCACGGCGUUCGUCAAGACCACAUCGUAUUCAUUACCUUCCUAGUCGCGCGCGACGGUGGGAUAUCCACCUUACGACGAGCAUUCCCGGAGGUUCGGAUAGUGACCGGCGCUGUCGAUGCGAACUUGCGUGAACUUUGGAUUGAAGAGCCCGCCAAUGAGAGCGACACUUUGGUUCGUCGCAGGAAGGUUUGGGUCAUCGAACCUGGCAUGGGUCAAAUAGGGGAUCGGUACUACCUAUAGGCAUGCAUACGCAAGAACCUAGCAUAGUAUACACAUCUCUCCGUGGAAAUCCAGAUUUAUAACAUUGGUUCGAAUUGUCGCAGAGUUGCCAGCGCAGGGUAUUUGCGGAACCGAACCAGGCAACAGAAGGGUGUCAUAAAUAUUACAACUGCAGUCGUUUUCAUCCAUAGUAGGGUAGCGAUACGGAUAGGAUAGUAUGAAGGUUAAACGCUACGACACGCGAAACUAGCAGUAGGUUAUUAUGAAAGAACCACAAAGGAUUGUACAGAUUAUGUAGCUGGUGGUAGUGUGCGCCGGAACAAAUCUAUAUGAGAAGAA
This is a messenger RNA of Gloeophyllum trabeum ATCC 11539, 2083 nucleotides long. RefSeq names its product armadillo/beta-catenin/plakoglobin. The coding region runs from base 188 to 1765 and encodes 525 amino acids. Lineage: Eukaryota; Fungi; Basidiomycota; Agaricomycetes; Gloeophyllales; Gloeophyllaceae. The transcript is spliced from 15 exons. The record is from RefSeq and is a predicted model, not a curated record. Gene Ontology annotation, cellular component: cytoplasm. Gene Ontology annotation, molecular function: kinase activity; ATP binding.